Molecule: messenger RNA, 963 nt
Organism: Pseudomassariella vexata
Lineage: Eukaryota; Fungi; Ascomycota; Sordariomycetes; Amphisphaeriales; Pseudomassariaceae
Exons: 2
Coding region: 1-963 (320 amino acids)
Biological process (GO): regulation of DNA-templated transcription
Molecular function (GO): zinc ion binding; DNA-binding transcription factor activity, RNA polymerase II-specific
Source: RefSeq, a predicted model, not a curated record
AUGAUUGACGACUUAAAUGAAGAUCCGACUACGGCAGUACCCUCGAACGCCACCAUGGACGACUCACUCAACCAAGCUAAGCGGAGGAAGGUUCGCAAAGGGACCCGAUCUUUCUGGGAAUGUAAAAGGCAGAAGAUCAGGUGCAUAUUUACAUCGCCCGAUGAUGUUACUUGUACCGGCUGCCAACGUCGCCAUGCACCAUGUAUCAGUCAGGAGAUGCCAGAAGACUUUUCUCCGGCAAGAAAGGGAAACCGACACCUCGGUCAGCGGAUAUCAAGAGUUGAAGGCUUCAUGAAAGACUUUCUUGCUAGCAAGCAUGUUGGUGCGACAAGCCAGGUUGAAGAACAACCAUGGCAAGACAACUAUGGUGCCCGGGCCACUCACUCCAAUAAUUCAGAGCCAUCGUCAAUUUGGGCUCCUCUUACGCCUACAGAGAGUCUUGGAGAAUUCGCUCCAACCAGCUCAAUCUUUACAACGGACGCGCAAGGUGUAUCAGGUCAAGCGGAGCUCAAAACCGUCCUUUAUCACUUAAUUUCAGCCUUUCCAGCUGAAGGGGAUGCCAAGAUUUUGCUCAGAGAGAGCUUAAAACCGUCUCGCUACACACUCUUGCUCAACACUCAACCUCAUAGCAAGCUGACACACGAGAAGCUCGCGGCAUCGUACUCUCCAGCUGAGCUUUCCGGUCCUCAGACUCACCCAGUCAUUUGGGCCAAACUUAUGCUCAUCUUUGCAAUCACUCUACAAAGUCCAUGUGGAGAAAACUUCCCUGGCCUUUCGGAACCACAGAGUGUACUUAUGCGUCGCUUGACGACGGCUGCUACGACAUGGGUAACAACCAAGGAAGAAAGGCACGGAACAGUCGAGAGUCUAAUCUGUAUUAUGUUAGAGGGCGUAUUCCAGGUCAACUCCAGUAAUCUUCGCCGGGCCUGGGUUGUUUAUCGUAGGGCACUGACAGUUGCCUAG